GAAUCAUUGUCGGCCCAGUACUACGAACACUUAUUAUGCCCAUUAGCCCAUUAAUUUCAGGAUAAAGAUAAGAGCUCUCGUUUGUUUAUAUGGACAACAAAAGAAAUCAAGAACAAAGCAAAAACUUCAUCAACUCAAGAAUCAAUAGGAAGCAGAAGAUGAAGAGAAUUCCUCGUAUCAAAUUUCCUCAGAGACAUUCCUCUUCUGCUACUUCAUCAGGUUCUGGACCAGCGCAGGGAUCCGUUGCCGGCGGCAAGAGAAACGUGACGGCGAGUUCAGAUGUCCCGGCGGCGCCGAAAAACAUUGCUGAUGGAGGGAAAGCAUCACUCCAGCCUAAACGCACUCCUGUCUCCGACAAGGAAAUCGAAUCCAUAAUGUUGGGAGGUUGCAUCUGAUGUUUGAAGAUUUGAUCAUCACUUUGGGCUUCUUGUCUUUUUCGGCUGGUGAACUUUAUUAUAUGCUUUUUUAAUGUAAAGGAAGAACUAAUAAUGCAGAGGAGAUGAUGCGUUGUAUGAAUGAUGAUGUUGUAUGAAUGAUUCUGUUUCUCUUUGUCAAUUAAAAAACAAAGUCUAUAUAGUUUCUAAC
This is a messenger RNA of Raphanus sativus (radish), 585 nucleotides long. RefSeq lists its product as uncharacterized. NCBI's taxonomy places the organism in Eukaryota, Viridiplantae, Streptophyta, Magnoliopsida, Brassicales, Brassicaceae. The record is from RefSeq and is a predicted model, not a curated record. The transcript has 3 exons. The coding region runs from base 90 to 395 and encodes 101 amino acids.